Nicrophorus vespilloides is the source of this 4089-nucleotide messenger RNA. RefSeq names its product dual serine/threonine and tyrosine protein kinase-like. The transcript is spliced from 12 exons. Gene Ontology annotation, biological process: protein phosphorylation. The coding region runs from base 88 to 2697 and encodes 869 amino acids. NCBI's taxonomy places the organism in Eukaryota, Metazoa, Arthropoda, Insecta, Coleoptera, Silphidae. The record is from RefSeq and is a predicted model, not a curated record. Gene Ontology annotation, molecular function: protein kinase activity; ATP binding.
ACAACUAAUAUAUAUAUAUACACACAUAUAUAUCAACGGCAUGCGAUAUUCAAUUGGAGGUAAAAAAUAAACUAUACAAAAGCAAAGAUGUUGGAGGAAAUGCCAAUUGAAUUCCGAAAUUAUUCGAAAAACUGUGAUAGUCUCAAGAGGGUUCUCAGUGAUACUCAAAACUCUCUGGAUGAUAUUAAAAACAACCAUAUAUUUAGCAGAGAGAUUAAAGAACAGUUGCUUAGUCCGAGGCUGGUGGAUUCACUCAGAGGAAUCUUAGAUGCCUCACCUGCAAUGCUUGUGCUUGGUCAGAACUGCCAUUCGAAAGCCCUUUUUGUUAAUGCUAUACUUGAGCAAAUGAUAUUACCUCAGUUCAGUUCAAAAUGGAGAUGGAUAAAAAUAUUUCAUGGUAUACACAAAAGCAUCCGUCUCACAUUGGGUCAUGAAUAUGAGAUUGUUGAGGAACUUAAAGCCAAUGAAUGCAAAUGGAAUAUGAUACCAGAGGAAGACCUACAAAGAACUGAAACUGAAUCUCACCUAGAGCAUUGUCCAACAAUAGAAAUCGAAUUACCGCAUCCAUUUCUCAAAGAAAAUGUUAGUAUUAUUGUACCUCCAGAAUCGCCUAUUGAGGAUUUCAAAGAUGUGUUGUCCAAGAACAUGGACCAUCAUUUUCCCAUUUUAAUUUACGCUGUUUCAAAUGAUAUUUUAAGUGACAAUCACAUACAAGAGAUAAAGAUAAUAAAUGAGAAGUAUGCAGAGUUGCCCAUCAUAUUUGUGAGUGUGUCAGCAGAAGAUAGCAAAAGUACUGAGUCUCUUACAGAAUCUGAACAGCAUCUGCAAGAACUGCAGUGUGAAAGAUUGAGGAGGCUAAGCAAUUUGAAAAAUCAGUUGAAAAGAUUAGGUUACUUGGGUGAGAACAGGAAACAUUUCUGCUCUGAAUGCUCUUUAGAUAAUAGUUUAAUUAGUGAUUGUAAUAUUAACGAAUUAUUAGUCCCAUUCAUACACGAGCUAUUAAAAUCAAAUUUGUUGAAAAUGUCUGGAAUACUUAGUGAGAUUCAUAACAGUUACCUGAGAGUAUUUAUUUUAUCUGCUUUUGACAUGGCUCGUGAGAUUCAGAUAACACCUCGACGAAUUAUAUACGCACAAGAAAUUGAAUUAAAGCUGUACGAUACUUUAAUGAAGAUUGCGAGUGAGAAUCAAGAGGAAAUCACCAAAAUCAUUCAAUACACUCUGCAAAACAUGCGGAGGAACGUACCUGAAGUACUGAUAGGCUAUCAAUACAAAUGUGAAGAAGGACAACGUUCUGUUAAGUUUGCAACUAUGGAAAUCCAUCAACUGGUGCUACGCAGACUAAGCAAUUCGGUUGCGAAUCGAUUGGUAAAAUCGGUGGCCUGUUUACAGGAGAGCUUCAUAGGUACCCUACAACGAUGUUUGGAAAGUCUGGAAAAAACUUGUCAGGAUUUAGAAGGAAAUCUGCUAGCAUCUGACGCAGUCAAGCAAAUCUUAAGCGCCGCUUACAACAUUGAUCUGAAAUCCUCGACGAAGUUCACGGUGGUCCAUACAUUUAUAGACAAGCUAUUCAAACUGGUGCAGAACUUUCAACUCCCCUGGUCGAAUUGUGCGCAGCCCAAAUUCGAUCUUGAGUGGCAGACCCAAGUUGUCCUCGAUCUGCUAGACUCGUUGAGCGCUUUAAAGCUGGCUAAAACCAUAUCCGUGCAAUUUCAAGAGCAUAUAAAGGCGUCGCACGAAUCCUUCCGAUCAGCGAUCAGGUCUUUGGAAAAUCAACUUUCAGGCAAACUAGAGCAAACAGAGGAGCAGCGAAUAGCAAUCAGAAAGAAAUACGCUCCACGAUUUGCGAGAAUAGCUUUGGAGAGCACAUCGCUCUGUGAUUUAAUUAAAUAUGGUUUGCCCGUUACCAUGAAGGAAAUUGGUAGAGGUCAGUUUGGUGUGGUAUUCUCUUGUGAAGCAUGGGGAAACGUGAAUCCUUGUGCUGUUAAAUCUGUUGUUCCACCUGAUGACCGUCAUUGGAACGAUUUGGCUAUGGAAUUUUAUUACACGAGAUCGAUCCAUGAACAUCCCAGGAUCGUGAAGUUACGAGGAUCUGUGAUAGACAUGAGCUACGCGAGUGGUAGCAGUGUACUAUUAGUUAUGGAACGGAUGACUCGCGAUUUAUAUUGUGGAUUAAGAAACGGCUUGUCAUGGGUCAAACGGAUACAGAUCGCCAUAGAUGUAGUUGAGGGAAUCCGAUAUCUCCACUCUCAGGGUUUGGUACAUAGAGACAUCAAAUUGAAAAAUGUUCUCUUGGACACAGAGGAUAGGGCUAAGCUAACUGAUUUUGGCUUCUGUAUACCAGAAGCGAUGAUGUCGGGAAGCAUAGUUGGAACGCCCGUGCAUAUGGCUCCAGAAUUACUCUCAGGACACUACGAUUCAAGCGUAGAUGUGUACGCAUUUGGUAUAUUGUUUUGGUACAUUUGCGCGGGUCAAGUAAAGUUACCUAAUCAAUUCGAGCAGUUCCUCAAUAAGGAACAGCUAUGGAGAAGCGUUCGUAAAGGGAUUCGACCAGAAUGUCUUCCAAAUUUCACCCAAGCCUGCUGGAAUCUGAUGGAGCAAUGCUGGGCGGCCGAACCCACCGAUCGACCGUUAUUGGGCGAUGUUCAGCCUCUCUUAGAAACCAUCCAAGAAAAUUCUUUAGAAAUGCCAGAUUCCUAAAUAUGACUGGAAUACCCGUUUGUUUAUUCUGUGUAAUAUUUUUAUAUAGAUAUUUAUUUAUACACUUUGUUUCCAAUUAUUAUUUUUAAUAUUUUUACAUAUAUAUUUUUUAAUCAAAUAAAUCGUAAUGCUUAUUUAUUGCUACACUGUUAAAAUCCUCACCACUCGAACAGUUACAUUUAUUGUAUCAGUAAUUCAGUCUAAAAUGGGAUUUAGACCUAUCCCUCUCGAAUUCGUACAGAAGAAACUUGCGGAAAGGCGAUUCAAAUCUAUUCGUCUCGUUAUAUAUAUAUACAUACAUACAUGUAUAUAAAUUGGUUUAGAUAUACUUUUCUUUACUACUUUAUUCCUUCUAUUUCUCUUUCACUCUCUUACGGAAUGGAAAAAAUGGCAGUGCUAGUUAAUUUUCCAGUAACAUUUCGCAUCGAGAAAUCUUAAAAACAAUCAAUAACUAAUAAAAUAUCACAUGUUAGUGUGAGAAGAGAAAACAGAUGGAUUAUACAAACAUUUCUAUAUAUGUACGUUCUCUUAAAUAUAUAUAUAUAUGUAUACAUAAUAUAGUAUGUACAUGCAAGGAUAAAAUUCCUGUCUUGCAUAUAUAUAGUAUAUACUGUAUGCAGGAAAAUCCAGUUAUUAAUACAAAGAGAAUACCACAAAGUUAUCAUAUUUUCAAAUAUUGGGGCUUCUAAUCGUACAACUAAGAUUCUUAUGCAAAUCCACUUGAAAAAUAAUACAAAUUGGCAAUAUUACGGCCUAUUAUUUUACGAUUAACAACAUUUUUGUAAUUUCUGUUUCCUCUUUAAAAAUUCCGUUUCGUUAAAAGCCCCCUAUUAGAAGUCAAUUUUAAACAAUUACAUAUUUGUGGAUUAUGUGUUGCCCCAAACAUUUAUUUUCUUUUAGUUUUCGUUCCAUUAACAUUGACUUAAAUAUUAGAUAACUAAUUGAAAAAGCUGUCGAAACAAUUAACUUAUCAACAACUUUUACCAAGGUACACCAAUUUAAAAAAAAAUAUCCUUAAAUUAGAGCCUUGGAACGAGAACUUUUCGAAAUUAUAUUGAAACCUUUGGACGAAAACUUUCGCGAUUGCAUGCAUAUGUAUAUCUAUAUAUAUUUAUAAAAAAAUUUCCGGUCAAUAAAUCUAUCCUCUCCAGCGAAGAAGGCAAACCGGAAAUAACAACUAUAUAAAUACGAAUAAUUAAAAAAAAAGAGAAAACUUUUGGUAUAAAAAAUAAUAAGGUAUAAAAAUAUAUAUGAUCUAGCUAAAAAAUAUUAUACAUUAUAUAAUGAUGGUUAAAAUCAACAGUGGUGAGCUGCCUUGAGACGUAAAGCUAAUAAAGAAAAUCAGUACAGUUGAAUAAAAACAAAAAAGAUAAAUUUUGAUCACAAGUUGAU